AUGCAGCUGACGGCGGUGCUCCACUUCACUGACGCCACCAUCCGCGCGCACGACGCCGCGCUCGUGCACCGCCACCUCGUCGGCGCGCAGCCAGCGCUCGCAGGGGCGGUGGAGGCUCUGCUGGGGCUGGCGCAGCGCGUGCACGCCUCGGAUGCUGACGUGCUCGCAGCUCUCGUGGACGCUCUGGCUGACGUCAGGCUCUGCUGCGGCUGUGCUGCAAAUCGGCAGGCGGCGGCACGUUCAGGGCGUGGAGGAACCUGCGCGUGGAGCCGCAGGAGGCGCUCAACUGCAUCCUCGUCCCCGCGGUACGCGCGCACGCUGCCCUCACGGCCUCACUCCGCUUGCCCUCAAGCAUUCGCCAGCACGGUGGCGGCGCAUCCGUCGCCUCUGGUGCGCGCGGAGUCCAUCGCCGUGCUCCAAGCCUUCGCCUCGCUGCAUGCGCCGUCCACGCGCUCCCACCUCCCCCUGCUGCACGCCGCCGCGCGCGAGUCCGCGCACCGCGGCGUGCAGAUGGUGGCCGUGGCAGCGUCGCGGUUACUGCUGCCAGUGCUGCUGCAUUUGUGGCUGCACAAGGCGGCAGCAGCAGCGAGGCAGCCUGCAGUGCGUGCCUCGCAGCUGCUGCUCUCCGUCAUGCUCGCGCAUGGCGCCCACGGGCUUGUGGAGGUGCCACUCAGAGCCUCCCAGCAGGACGACGUCAAAUGCCUUGGCAUCGUUGCUCAUUGA
Messenger RNA from Closterium sp. NIES-65, 723 nucleotides. The record is from the annotation of a GenBank genome assembly. Lineage: Eukaryota; Viridiplantae; Streptophyta; Zygnematophyceae; Desmidiales; Closteriaceae.